This is a messenger RNA of Gracilinanus agilis (Agile Gracile Mouse Opossum), 1038 nucleotides long. RefSeq names its product C-factor-like. The transcript has 6 exons. Bases 1 to 762 code for a protein of 253 amino acids. NCBI's taxonomy places the organism in Eukaryota, Metazoa, Chordata, Mammalia, Didelphimorphia, Didelphidae. The record is from RefSeq and is a predicted model, not a curated record.
AUGGCACUUGGGACCUGUCGGGCGGUUCUCAUCACUGGCUGCAACCGCGGCAUCGGCCUGGGUCUGGUGCAGGAGUUCCUGACCCGGAGCCCCGCUCCAGACCUGGUCAUCGCCACCUGCCGCCACCCCGACCAAGCACAGGAACUCCAGCAGCUAAAGGAGCAGCAUCAGCGCCUGAGAAUCCUCAAGUUGGACAUCCUGUGUGAAAACAGCAUCAAGAAGGUGGUGCAGGAAGUGGAGGCACUGGUCGGUGAACAGGGUCUUAACUGCCUCAUCAACAAUGCGGGCAUUAACAGGCUCGCCACCUUGGAGAGCGUCACGGCCAAGGAUAUGCUGGCCAUCUACGAGACCAACACGGUGGCCCAGCUCAUGGUCAGCAAGGCAUUUCUCCCCCUCCUGAGGAAGGCUGCCUGCCAAGAUGCUGUGAUGGGCAUCCAUCGGGCUGCCAUUAUCAAUGUGUCAUCCCAAUCGGCCUCCAUGCAGCUCCUCUUCCAGAACAAGAAAUCCCAGGAAGUGUAUCCUUACAGGAUAUCCAAGACGGCCCUCAAUAUGAUCACCUGCUGCCUUGCUGCUGACCUGCUCUCAGAUGGGAUCCUCUGCAUCUCUCUGCAUCCAGGCUGGAUCAAGACGGACAUGGGGGGGAGCAAGGCUCCCCUACAAUUAAAGGAGGCCAUCCCAGAGAUUCUCAAUGUCCUGGCCAAUCUCAGAGAGAAGGAUCAUGGGGCCUUCCUAGACUGGAAAGGAGAAGUGAUCCCUUGGUAGUCCUGGCUGCCUCCACCCUGGGCAGUGGGGGUCCGUCACUCUUUCACCCCCUCUUACUUACUGAAUCCCACAAACCUACGGAACCAUUCACUCCUUAGAUCUUUCCAAUCCCAGCCUCCAUCUUUACCUCAUCCCCCUCACUCACCGACUCGAUCCCCUCCUCAGGCCCUCCCUAAUGUCCCCUGGACCCCAUCACUCCCAUCAGCCCCUGGGUUUAGAGUGUUCAAGAGAUCCUGAUUAAAAAAAAAUGGGAAUGUGUUUUUCCCCCAAUCCAAA